AUUUUAUUUUUCUUCUUUCCUUAGGUGGUGUUUGGAAACUAGACCAUGUGCCUAGGUAGAUGUUAUUCCUUUCUCCGUAGCUCUACACCGCACCCUUGUUUUGAGAACCUCUCUGAGUCAGACCAGGAGCAGUCUGCAGACGUGUGUUUGGAAGCCACUGGACCAGAUCAUUUCUGAGGUCCCCUUCAGCUCUAACAUCCUCCCUUGCCAGCAUCCAGCCAUGGGGGACAUGAAAACUCCAGAUUUUGAUGACCUUCUGGCUGCCUUUGACAUCCCAGACCCCACCAGCCUUGAUGCCAAGGAGGCCAUCCAGACACCCAGUGAGGAGAAUGAGAGUCCACUCAAACCUCCAGGCAUGUGCAUGGAUGAGAGUGUGUCCUUGUCUCACUCAGGAUCAUCCUCAGAUGUGCCGGCCGUGAGUGUCAUUGUCAAGAACACCAGCCGCCAGGAGUCGUUUGAAGCAGAGAAAGACCACAUUGCUCCCAGCCUCCUGCACAAUGGAUUCCGGGGCUCGGACCUGCCUCCAGAUCCCCACAACCUGGGUCACAACUGUGGGAAGUUUGAUUCCACUUUCAUGAACGGAGACAGUGCCAGGAGUUUCCCUGGCAAGCUAGAACCUUCCAAGUCAGAGCCGUUACCGACCUUUAACCAGUUCAGUCCAAUCUCUAGCCCAGAACCUGAGGAUGCCAUCAAAGAUAAUGGGUUUGGAAUGAAGCCCAAGCACUCUGACGGUUAUUUUCCACCCCCUCCUGGGUGUGGGCCUGUGGGGGGCCCAGUCCUGGAGGCUCUGGCUAAGUUUCCAGUCCCAGAGCUCCAUAUGUUUGAUCACUUCUGUAAGAAGGAGCCCAAGCCGGAACCUCUGCCCUUGGGGAGUCAACAGGAGCAGGAGCGAGGUGGGCAGAAGGUGGGGGAGCCUCACAAGGAGCUGGAUGCCAGUCGAUUCUUUGGGGAAGCUUUGGAAUUCAACAGCCACCCCAGCAACAGUAUUGGAGAGCCGAAGGGGCUUGCCCUGGAACUUGGUACUUGCUCGUCAGUCCCCCCUAGGCAGCGUCUGAAGCCAGCUCACUCCAAGCUUUCCUCUUGUGUUGCAGCCUUGGUGGCCCUGCAGGCCAAAAGAGUGGCCAGUGUCACCAAAGAGGAUCAGGCUGGCCACACAAAGGAUCCCUCAGGGCCCACUAAAGAGGGCUCCAAAGGUAGCCCCAAAAUGCCUAAGUCACCAAAGAGUCCCCGGAGCCCUCUGGAGGCCACUAGAAAGAAUAUCAAGCCAUCAGACAGCCCUCGGAGCAUCUGCAGUGACAGCAGCAGCAAAGGCUCCCCUUCAGUGGCUGCCAGCUCCCCGCCAGCAAUUCCCAAAGUUAGAAUCAAAACCAUUAAGACGUCAUCGGGGGAAAUCAAACGGACUGUCACGAGGAUCCUGCCAGACCCCGACGAUCCCAGUAAGUCCCCCGUUGGAUCACCUCUAGGGUGUGCCGUUGCCGAGGCCCCGAGCGAGGCGCCAGAGGACGAGGUCACUGCCUUGCCGGCAGUGGUGCACUCUCCUGAGGUGGGCACAAAUUCCGGGAGCCCCCGGGGUGACAAGAAAGGGGACGAGAGCAUGCCCAAGGCCAGCGAAUCUGCAUCUCCCUGUGGCAGCUCCGGGUCCCGGGUCCCAAAGGGGGCUGCCCCCGGCUCACAGACGGGCAAGAAGCCACAGCAGAGCACGGCGCUGCAGGCCUCCACCCUGGCCCCUGCCAACCUCCUGCCCAAGGCCGUGCACCUGGCCAACCUGAACCUCGUCCCCCACAGCGUCGCCGCGUCUGUGACGGCCAAGUCCUCGGCGCAGCGGCGGAGCCAGCCACAGCUCCCGCAGAUGUCGGUGCCCCUGGUCCACCAGGUGAAGAAGGCCGCCCCGCUGGUUGUGGAGGUCUUCAACAAGGUCCUCCACAGCUCCAACCCCGUGCCCCUCUACGCGCCAAAUCUCAGCCCACCCGCGGACAGCAGGAUCCACGUGCCGGCCAGUGGCUACUGCUGCCUGGAGUGUGGGGACGCGUUUGCCUUAGAGAAGAGCCUGAGUCAGCACUACGGCCGGCGGAGCGUCCACAUCGAGGUGCUGUGCACACUGUGCUCCCAGACGCUGCUCUUCUUCAACAAGUGCAGCCUGCUCCGGCACGCCCGCGACCACAAGAGCAAGGGGCUGGUCAUGCAGUGCUCGCAGCUGCUUGUGAAGCCCAUCUCCGUGGACCAGAUGUUUGUGGCAGCCCCUGCCAACUCCCCGGCACCAGCAGCCCCGGCGCCCCCGGCCUCCCCCAAACCCGGCCUCACUUCGGGCACUGCCAGCCCAACCCUCCCAGCUCUGCCGCUCUACCCGGACCCCGUGAGGCUCAUCCGGCACGGAAUCAAGUGUCUCGAGUGUCACAGGCAGAUACGCGACUACAUGGCUAUGGCUGCACAUUUCCAGAGGACGACGGAGGAAACCGAGGGGCUGACUUGCCAGGUGUGCCAGAUGCUGCUGCCCAACCAGUGUAGCUUUUGUGCCCACCAGCGGAUCCACGCCCACAAGUCCCCCUACUGCUGCCCGGAGUGCGGGGCCCUCUGUCGCUCCGCCUACUUCCAGACCCACGUGAAGGAAAAUUGCUUGCACUAUGCCCGCAAGGUGGGCUACAGGUGCAUCCACUGCGGGGUUGUCCACCUGACCUUGGCCUUGCUGAAAAGCCACAUCCAGGAGCGACACUGCCAGGUUUUCCACAAAUGUGCAUUCUGCCCCAUGGCCUUCAAGACUGCCAGCAGCACUGCGGACCACAGCGCCACUCAGCACCCCACCCAGCCUCACAGACCCUCCCAGCUCAUUUAUAAGUGCUCCUGUGAAAUGGUCUUCAACAAGAAGAGGCACAUUCAGCAGCACUUUUACCAGAAUGCCAGCAAGACGCAGGUGGGCGUCUUCAAGUGCCCCGAGUGCCCACUCUUGUUCCUGCAGAAGCCGGAGUUGAUGCAGCAUGUCAAGAGCACCCACGGUGUUCCCCGAAACGUGGAUGAGCUGUCAAGCCUCCAGUCUUCAUCGGACACGUCCUCAAGCCGUCCUGGCUCUCGAGUUCCCACUGAGCCCCCAGCCACGAGUGUGGCUUCACGGGGAAGCGCCCUGCCCUCUAGCCGCUGGGGCAGGCCUGAGGCCCAUCGCAGGGCUGAGGCCAGGCCCCGGCUGAGGAACACUGGCUGGACCUGCCAGGAGUGCCAGGAGUGGGUUCCUGAUCGGGAGAACUACGUGUCCCACAUGAAAAAGAGUCACGGUCGGACGUUGAAGCGGUACCCGUGUCGGCAGUGUGAGCAGUCCUUCCACACCCCCAACAGCCUGCGCAAACACAUCCGCAACAACCACGACACAGUGAAGAAAGUCUAUACCUGUGGGUACUGCACAGAGGACGGCCCGAGCUUCCCUCGGCCCUCCCUCCUGGAGAGCCACAUCAGCCUUAUGCAUGGUAUCAGAAACCCUGAUUUGAGCCAGACGUCCAAAGUCAGACCUCCGGGUGGACAUUCCCCUCAGGUGAGCCAUCUGAAAAGACCAGGCAGCGGAGCCGGGGACGCUCCGGGCACCAGCAAUGGCGCAGCCGUCUCUUCCACCAAAAGGCACAAGUCCCUGUUCCAGUGUGCGAAAUGUAGCUUUGCCACGGACUCGGGGCUCGAGUUUCAGAGCCACAUACCUCAGCACCAGGCGGACAGCUCUACGGCUCAGUGUCUGCUCUGCGGCCUGUGCUACACCUCGGCCGGCUCCCUCAGCCGUCACCUCUUCAUUGUCCACAAGGUGAGAGACCAGGAGGAGGAGGAGGCGGCCGAGGCGGCUGUGGAGGCGGCAGAGCCAGAGGAGGGCUCCGGGGAGGAGGUGUCCAUGGAGACCAGGGAGAACGGACUGGAAGAAUGUGCCGGAGAGCCUUUGUUGGGCGACCCAGAGGCGAGAUCACUAGGUCCGGCUUCUGAGGAGGACGGUGCCCAGGAUGCUCAGAGUCAACCACAGGCCUCUCGGGACCAGGACAGCCACGCACCGUCCCCUCAGGUGUGACUGGAGGCUCUGCAGCGCGUGCGGUUGGGCCCGUGCCGCGGCCUCCCCCAUCUGCCGUGUGGACAGUGGGAGAGAAAAGGCUCUGCCCCGGUGUGAGUGUGGCCGGCUGUGCCCUGGAGCGGUGUCUGCCCCGAGCUGCGGGGUGCUGGGUGUCCCCCAGCCCCGGGAAAUGUGCGGUCACCCAGGACCCUCACAGCUCUGAAUAUGCUUCUGUUAUUUAUGGCUUUGUGCUGCUUCUUGGUACCCCAGCUCUUGUCUGUGUCCUUCCAACCCCAGGCUGCUUAAGUGGCCCAACCCCAACGCUGUCAACUCGGCUUGAAACCCCUCAGCGCUGUGCUCUUCUGGGAGGUUCCCGCGUGCUGCCUUCAGCCAGGGCUCUCCUUGGAGCCCUCUGUCCGGCCAGCAGAGCCGGAGCAGGGGGAUGAGGGUGCUGGCGCACCCGCUCUUGGAGAGCCCUGCCCAGGCUGGCUUGGUGAGGGCCCUUGAUCACCUUGCCCUUCCUUCCUGUCUUCUCUGAUUCUUUCCCCUCCAAAAAUAGUCCUGGAGAAUGAAUUGUCACACUGGCGCCUCCUGUCUGUGUGGGUGGGAGAAAGUUCUGCAGCACACCUCUGUUUGGAACCGGGAGAGCAGGAAACGCAGCAAGGCAGGCAGGCCCUGAGAGGCAGACCCCCUUCAGAAGGAGCUGUGCGUCCUUGUUCUGCUGCUGUUCUGCCUUCCUGACACGUGGGGUUGGGGGCACACAGACAUUGGAAUAUUUGUACUCUUGCUCCUGUGCCAUUAGAGAGGCUGCUGCCCCAGGCAGGCCGGCCCCUCCUCCUCUCGGCUACACUCAUGUUGCUCAGACUCUAUUUCAAAUAAAAAAUCUUCUUACCAUGCA
Molecule: messenger RNA, 4907 nt
Organism: Ailuropoda melanoleuca (giant panda)
Lineage: Eukaryota; Metazoa; Chordata; Mammalia; Carnivora; Ursidae
Gene: ZNF592
Product: zinc finger protein 592
Exons: 10
Coding region: 221-4030 (1269 amino acids)
Source: RefSeq, a predicted model, not a curated record